Messenger RNA from Glarea lozoyensis ATCC 20868, 225 nucleotides. RefSeq lists its product as uncharacterized. Lineage: Eukaryota; Fungi; Ascomycota; Leotiomycetes; Helotiales; Helotiaceae. The transcript has a single exon. The coding region runs from base 1 to 225 and encodes 74 amino acids. The record is from RefSeq and is a predicted model, not a curated record.
AUGGAAGACGAUCGUGCGAGGAAAGCAGCAGAGGCCCUUGCAGCUAGGAAUAUCCUUGCUGCUCUUCUUACAGACGAAGAAAUUAAGCAGUCGACGUCUUCGGGGAGACUAGCGCAGGCUAGGAGACAACAAGUCAGAGAAGAGAAGAGACGAGAACUUCGAGAAGAGGAAGCAAAGGAAUCCGCUCAGGGGGAAGCGAGUGGGAAAGCUGAUGGUACGGCAUGA